AUAAAAUAAAUAAUAUUUUUUUUUAAUCUAACCUCUACUAAUAGAAUUUAAAUUUUUUAAAAAUAAUUAAAAUAAAAUUAAAUACGAAGCUGAACAAUAGAAAAUAAUCUGAAAUAAUAAUAAAAGUGAAAGUCUUGUAUUAUAUUUGUAUUUAAUUUGAAAACUAUGUCGACAUUGGUUUUAAUUUCAUUGCGCCUGAGAACUCGAAAUAUUAAAAUUUUGAGAACAAUUUCUUACUCCUCACAGCCAAAACAAGAUUCUAUAAAAGAUCUUUGUAAAGUGGUUAACGUUGCUAUUAUCGGAGCACCAAAUGCUGGUAAAAGUACACUUAUCAAUAAAAUUAUUGAGCGCAAGAUAUGUGCAGCGUCUAACAAAGUACACACAACUACAAAGUUGGUGAGAGCAAUAUGUUAUGAAGACAAUACACAAAUUGUAUUUCUGGACACACCAGGGAUUGUAACAGAGAAAGAACAAAAAAAAUAUAAUUUGCCAGACUCUAUGCUUGCAGCUUGUCAGAAAAGUUUGAGAUGUGCAGAUGUGAUUGGAGUAGUGCAUGAUGUUUCUAAUAAAUGGACUAAAGAUAGUCUGCACAGAGAUGUCAUUAAAAUGUUGGAGAUGGUUAAGAAUAUUCCAAGUUUUUUGAUUAUCAACAAGGUGGAUAGGCUAAAAUCUAAAAAGCAGUUACUAACAAUCAUUAGUAAUGUUACAAAUGGAAUCAUAGCUGGAAAUCCUAUGCCUGUUGCCAAUAAACACAAAAAACCAGAAGGCAUUGGUUAUAGUAAUUUUUCUGAUGUGUUCUUGGUAUCAGCACUGAAUGGAGAUGGAGUAAAUGAUAUAAAGAAAUAUCUCAUAGAAAAUUCUAAAUUACGCUCAUUACACUAUUCACAAUCCGAUUGGUCUGACCAAACCCCUGAAUCGCUGAUAGAGGAAGCUGUGCGAGCCAAGUUCUUAGACUUCCUAGCGCAAGAGAUACCGUACAACCUGAAGACACGACUGGAAUAUUUCGACGAUAUAAAUCAUGAAGACAAAAUUGUAUGUUCGGUGUCGGUAGAGUGUCCUACAGAGAGGCUUGCUCGGUUGAUAAGUGGUGCCGGUGGAGGGAGGUUGCAGCAGAUAAAGUCGCAUGUCAGAAAUGACCUCAUUGAUAUGUUUAAAAAGACAGUUGUUAUAGACAUUGCGUUGAAAGUGAAAAGUAAACCGACUUCGGAAGAAACGUUACGAGUUUUGAAUUGAUUUCGUUUUGUAAUUGUGUAUAAUUAAUGUAUAAUUAAUGUAUAGGUAUUGUUUUGUAUAAUAUCAAUAAAUAUGAUACAAGAAUUUA
Bicyclus anynana (squinting bush brown) is the source of this 1321-nucleotide messenger RNA. RefSeq names its product GTPase Era, mitochondrial. The record is from RefSeq and is a predicted model, not a curated record. Gene Ontology annotation, cellular component: mitochondrial matrix. The coding region runs from base 166 to 1233 and encodes 355 amino acids. Lineage: Eukaryota; Metazoa; Arthropoda; Insecta; Lepidoptera; Nymphalidae. Gene Ontology annotation, biological process: ribosomal small subunit assembly. The transcript is spliced from 5 exons. Gene Ontology annotation, molecular function: rRNA binding; ribosomal small subunit binding; GTP binding.